Messenger RNA from Megachile rotundata (alfalfa leafcutting bee), 10246 nucleotides. It is a transcript of the gene gek, whose product is annotated as serine/threonine-protein kinase gek. Gene Ontology annotation, cellular component: cytoskeleton; cytoplasm. Gene Ontology annotation, molecular function: ATP binding; protein serine/threonine kinase activity. Lineage: Eukaryota; Metazoa; Arthropoda; Insecta; Hymenoptera; Megachilidae. The record is from RefSeq and is a predicted model, not a curated record. Gene Ontology annotation, biological process: actomyosin structure organization; peptidyl-threonine phosphorylation.
UCAUGGGUACUUUCAAUGACGUAGGACUGCCAUAUUUUUUCUAUAUGGGGCCUGCCAGGGGGUCAACCAAAUUGUUGGGGGUUUGGAGGUGGCCAUGCAAGAUGUUUUGUGAUAAUCAAAUGGUGCGCAUAAUAAACAAUUAAACCGAUACAAGAGCGGGGCGCGUCGUUUUGGCAGAUAUGCCUGAAUCGUUCGAACAAACGAUCCGGAUCGGCAAAGAAAAAGCCUUUCACUCAAAACAUCCUUCUUGCAUGUGAUAGGAAUUUUACGUCACAAAUUUGAUCGGAAUGAGAGUGUAGUGCCGCAACGAGGUUAUACCAUAAAAUUGGGACAAUGGGCUUUAACGUUUACCUAACUUCUGUCUCACGAUUAUUACGUUAAACGAGUACUGUAUAGUUUUUCCUAUGCGAUACCGAUAUCGUCUACGAUAGGAGUUGUCUUGGUGAUUUUGUUGAAUUCGUUGAUCGCGAAUGCGGUGCCCUACCCCAUUGCACUAUUUUUGUCUGUACGUUUUAUUUACACGUAUUUCUCUUGUUGCGUGUUUUCUUCGCCAAAUAUUUUGGCUAUCUUUAUAGCAGUUACGUAAUUUCCGACGUGUGUAAUUCCGGCACCAUGGCCGAUGAUGAAUUAAAUGAAACUCGAUUGUUUUACACCUAGUGGCGUGCAGACCAUAUAUACCACGCAAAGUUAAAGGGAAUUGAUUUUUGACAUUCUUCGCGUAAGGGUAAAAAAAUAUCGUUUAAAAACGUGCUGGUAAUUUGUUAAUGACAUGCUUGGCAAACGACUGCUGCACGGUUGUAAACAAUAUUAAUGUUUAAACAGUGAAAGUGAUUCAAUUUAGAUAUGUCUAUUGGAAAUUAUCUUCUUAAGGAUUCUCAUCACAUCAUAAUGUGGUGGUUUGAGAUAUUAUUGAAUAAUAUUAAGGAUAACAGAAGUAGUAUCCAAAGAGUUUGGUAAGGGACAGCCUUAUCAAAAAAGAGACAUGUCAGAUUCAUCGCAGCACCAAUACAAUCAACCUCCUCCUGAUAUUAUGCCAAAAGGACUUGCAAUCAAUGGCAUAGGAGGCAGGUUACGCCAGUUAGAAUCUCUUUUCAUCGAUGGUCCUGCACAAGGAGAAGGAAGAGUGGGCCAUACAUUUUCUAUCGAGACACUUAUUGACAUUUUACUUGUCUUGUACGAUGAAUGUUGCAAUUCUUCCUUACGGCGUGAGAAGACUGUUUCAGAUUUCAUUGAAUUUGUAAAACCUGUGGCAACUUGCAUAAAGAGUUUGCAAUUGGCACGUGAAGAUUUUGAGAUAGUAAAAGUUAUUGGCAGAGGUGCAUUUGGGGAAGUAUGUGUUGUAAGAAUGCGAGGUUCGGACAAAGUAUUUGCAAUGAAAAUUUUGAACAAGUGGGAGAUGCUAAAGCGUGCAGAAACUGCAUGCUUUAGAGAGGAACGAGAUGUACUGGUGUACGGUGAUCGAAGAUGGAUCACAAAUCUUCAUUAUGCCUUUCAAGAUGACAAUAAUUUGUAUUUGGUCAUGGAUUAUUACUGUGGUGGAGACUUGUUAACACUAUUGAGCAAAUUUGAAGAUCGCCUUCCUGAAGACAUGGCUCGUUUUUAUAUAGCUGAAAUGGUUCUGGCUAUUGUGUCCAUACAUGACUUACAUUAUGUACACCGCGAUAUUAAACCUGAUAAUGUUUUAUUAGAUGCAAAUGGUCACAUUAGAUUAGCAGAUUUUGGAUCUUGUUUACGAUUGUUUGAAGAUGGAACUGUACAAAGUAAUGUUGCUGUUGGUACACCAGACUAUAUUUCACCAGAAAUAUUAAGGGCAAUGGAAGAUGGACAAGGACUGUAUGGGCCUGAAUGUGAUUGGUGGUCUUUAGGAGUAUGUAUGUAUGAAAUGUUGUAUGGAGAAACACCUUUUUACGCAGAAUCUUUACUCGAAACUUACGGGAAAAUUAUGAACCACAAGAAUUGCUUUGACUUCCCAACAGAUGAUAUGUAUGAUGUUUCUGAAGAAGCUAAGGAUUUAAUGAGAAAAUUAAUAUGUAGCUCAGAAUUUAGAUUAGGUCAAAAUGGAAUUGAUGAUUUUAAGAAACACCCAUGGUUUGAAGGAGUAAACUGGGAAACUCUUAGAGACAGUACUGCACCUUACAUUCCUGAAGUUUCCUCGCCAACUGAUACGUCAAACUUUGACGUUGACGAUACAGAUGUUCGCAAUUCUGAUGCUGUUCCACCAGCAGCAAAUUCCGCGUUUUCUGCACUUCACUUACCGUUCGUUGGUUUUAGUUUUACUCAAGGCAGUUGCAUAUCGGAUCUGGGUUGUUUAUCCGCCGUUGCUCAGAAGGAUAAGCGUGUGCAGUUGCUCGAGAAAGAAAAUGCACAAUUAACGCAAACUUUGGAGGAGUUAAAAAAACAAAUUAGCAUGAGUCAUUCUCCUCCUGGAAUAUCACCAGAUUCUAAUAACGCAACGAGGAAACUUCAAGAUGAAAUAAAUACACUUACCAAACGUAAUUGUGAGCUAGAAUCACAAUUAAAGUCUAUGGAAGUUCCACGUGAAUUACGCAGCUUAGAUAAUGGUGAUAUGACCAAAUUACGGGAAUUAGAAAAACUAGUACGAUUGCUUCGAGCAGAAAAGGAAGAAGCUGUUAAAGAUAAGUUAGAUGCACAAGAAAAACUUAAACUUCAAGACAAGGAACUGAAAGAUGCUUUGACUCAGCGUAAACUUGCGAUGGCAGAAUAUACUGAAGUUACGGAUAAAUUGUCAGAAUUGAGACAACAAAAACAAAAAUUGUCUAGACAAGUUAGAGAUAAAGAAGAAGAAUUAGAGGUUGUAAUGCAGAAGGUUGAUAGUUUGCGGCAUGAUAUUCGGAAAGCCGAGAAAUUACGUAGGGAACUCGAGAACAGAGUAGAGGAAGCAAUGGCUGAAACAAGUAAAGAAAGAAAAUUACGAGAGCGUAGUGAAGAAUAUUGCAAACAAAUGCAAGAGGAAACGGAAAAGAUUAGACAGAGAUCUAUGGGAAAUGAUGCAAGCGCAAAUCAUGCGUUAGCAACGCAAGAAAUUAACAGAUUAAAAGCGGAAGUAGAAAAGCUCGAAGUUCAAUACAAUGAAAAUUUGAAUCAGCAACAAAGUAGGUUCAACCUCGAAAUUCGUAGCCUUCAGGAACAACUGCACGAAACCGAAACGAGACGAGAUUUGUUAGAAAGAGAAGUUCAAUUAACGAAGGAAAAACUAGAUGCUGCGAGAUUGGAAAAUAUUACCGAUAGCGAAGAGACUAUCAACGAAUUAAGUAGACGUCACGAGAGGGAAAAAAUUAUGCUAGUCGAAGAGAAUAAAAAACUUAUGUUAGAACUUAGUACUCUUACCGAUAGUGUUAACCGAAUACAAGGGGAGAGACGUCAAUUAGAAGAAGAAUACGAAGAGUUGAGAAACAAGAAGGAAGCUAUUGCACAGUGGGAAGCGCAGAUCACAGAAAUUAUUCAAUGGGUAUCUGAUGAGAAAGAUGCAAGAGGGUAUUUGCAGGCAUUAGCCACGAAAAUGACUGAAGAAUUAGAGUUUUUAAAGCACUCUGGAGGUGUAGGAGGUGUAGGAAGUGGUUCUACAAUGGCGGAUAAGAACUGGAGGAAUCGCAGAUCACAGAAACUUGAUAAAAUGGAGCUUCUGAAUUUACAAAGUUCUUUGCAAAGUGAAAUUCAAGCUAAGCAAGCGAUAUCUGAAGAACUUACGAAGACGCGUUCAGAUCUGAUAGCUGCUCAAAAGGAAUUAAGAGACUUUAGACAGCGGUUCGAUGCACUUACGCACGAGAUAAAACGCAAAGAACUGCAAAUAAAAGAGUUGCAAGCAAGGCUUGACACAGGCGAUGGCUUUCUAGAACGUCCUACAUCUCAAAUGUCAUAUUUGGAACAUUUUUUGAAAGAAACUGCAAGCAGCACCCGUCACGGAAGCGCAGAUAGCGUUGAAGCCGAUAUUGAAGAUAACAGAGCACCAAGUAUUUCUAGCAGUAAAAGCAAUUUAUCUGAACUGAGCAUUGAUCCAACGUCACCGUUAUCCCAUGAACUUUUGAAUAAGUCAUCUACAUCACAUGGACAGCCCACUCUUCAACCAAAACCAAAAUCUCACCAGUUUUUAGUAAGAACAUUUUCAGCUCCAACAAAGUGCAAUCAUUGCACUUCAUUGAUGGUGGGUUUAACAAGGCAAGGAGUAGUGUGCGAAGUUUGCGGUUUCGCAUGUCAUAUGCCUUGCUGUGAUAAGGUUCCACCAAUGUGUCCUGUACCACAUGAUCAAACAAAACGACCUUUGGGUAUUGAUCCAACAAGAGGAAUAGGUACAGCUUACGAAGGGUAUGUCAAAGUGCCAAAAAUGGGAGGAGUAAAAAAGGGUUGGGUCCGUCAAUUUGUGGUUGUCUGCGACUUCAAGUUAUUUCUUUACGACAUUUCGCCAGAUCGUAAUGCAUUACCCUCUGUGUAUGUGUCUCAAGUCUUAGACAUGCGAGAUGAAGAAUUUAGCGUUAGUUCUGUUCGAGAUUCGGAUGUCAUACAUGCCACGAAAAAAGACAUUCCGUGCAUAUUUAGGAUAACAACGUCUUUGCUAGAACCGCCUGGUUUAAGGAAUCACACGUUGAUGCUUGCAGACACUGAAAGUGAGAAAGCAAAAUGGGUAGUUGCUUUGAGUGAACUGCAUAGAAUACUAAAGAAAAAUAAUCUUCCUAAUACAACGAUUUUUAGAGCGAAAGAAUUAUUAGAUAAUACAUUGGCGCUUAUUAAAAAUGUGAUGUCAGGAGCAAUUAUUGAUCCAGAUCGUCUAGUCAUUGGUACAGAAGAAGGCCUCUUCUGUUUAGAUUUAGAUCGUAGUGAGAUUGCAAGAGUCGGAGAAGGAAAGAAGAUAUACUUAUUGGAAUAUGUAACAGAAGAACAAUUAAUUGUAGUUUUAAGUGGAAAACAACGUCAUGUACGGCUGGUUCCAGUACGUGCAUUAGAUGGGGACGAAGUUGAAUGGAUUAAAGUUGCAGAGACUAAAGGAUGCAUUACUUUAACGACAGGAGUAGUACGCCGUAGUCCAUUAACUUAUUGUUUGUGUGUUGCCAUCAAAAAACAGAAUACAUCACAAGUGAUCAUCUAUGAAAUUACGCGUACCAAAACACGUCACAAACGUAUACGUGAAUUGAUGUUAUCAUGUCACGCACAAACUUUGCAAAUUCUCUCUGAGGGUCGAUUCUGUGUCGGUUAUCCUUCUGGCUUUUCUAUCUACAGCAUUUUAGGAGACCAUCACCCUAUUCCAUUGGUCCAUUCUGAGAAUACGCUCUUAGGCUUUCUCACGUACAGCCCUGUGGAUGCUUUACGUUGUAUCGAAUUACCUCGUGGUGAAUUCUUAUUAGUCUUCCAUACAUUGGCAGUUUAUGUCGAUAGCCAAGGCAGGAAAAGCAGAGAUCGAGAAAUUAUGUAUCCUGCUGUUCCUACAGCAGUUAGUUAUUGUGAGGGAUACUUGCUAGUUUAUAGUGAAACUCACAUUGACGUGUUUGAUUGUACAACUGGAGAUUGGUUACAAACGCUUAAUGUUAAACGAGCAAGACCAUUGAAUACUUCAGGCUCUCUAACAUCUUGUAUUAUCAAUGACAUGCCACAUGUUAUUUUUCUGAGCAAUUUACAUCAACGAGAACUACUCAAUUUAACACCAUUAGAUGCUAGCGGUAGACAAAUGACUAGACCACGGAGAAGAUUUUCAUUACGGGAAGGAAAUAGAGCUGUUCGUCCUACCGACAGACGUUCAAAAAUGAUAUCUGCUCCCACGAAUUUCAACCAUAUCAGUCACAUGGGUCCAGGUAAUGGAAUACAGAUUCAACGGCUGCUAGAUUUGCCUACCACUCUUGAAACCGCUGAUCAACAACAUAGUGGUCAUCACAGUAGUUCUCACCUUCAUAGCAGUCAGCAAAGAUUAUAUGGUCCAGCACUCCAAGCGCCAAGUAAACCAGCACCACUGCCGCCAAGGCAUCCUCCUUCUGAUACACGACGUCUUAGUUCUCAUAUAUCUAGAAAUUCAGGAUACUCGCCGCAUAAUGGUUCGACAUCAUCACGCAGAGGACCGGCACCCCAACGACCAACUGCUACUCCGCCUUCGUUACCACGUACUCCUGUGGACCAAGUUGAUUCGGAGUCUGUGCAUCUACGAUCGCAUACUCCACUUUCUCUUGGUAGCAUUGCAUCUUUACAUGACAAGGAACAUACUUCUGGUGGAAGUCCUAGACAUUCAAUAGCUUCAAACAACAGUUCAAAUCCAUCGACGCCACCAAGUCCCGCUCACGAUCAUGGUUCAUCUUCGUAUGACUCAUAAGAAUUUAUUUAACGCUUCUCAUAAUAUUAGUAAGUUACUGUAAUUAUGUGCACUACCUAAUUAGUAGGGUUACAGUAUCUAUGAUAUUGUCUUUACACACAACAAUACUUGUGUUUGAUUUUUCAACUGGAAAGUUAUCAAUUUCUUCCGUUUGUCCUUUUUUCUGUUUUGUGCAAUAUAUUUUCCUGAUAUUGUGCAUUAUGUUAACCAUAUUAAAAACAUAACAACAAGCAUAAUAUUUGUAUAUGCAAUUGAAUUGAGAAGUUGCACACAAAUAGUUAGUUCGAUACAAAGAUCUAAUAAAUGCGUUAAGAUCAAUGUUAACACCACAUUGUAAUAACUUUCUGGUUUUAAAGGAUUUAUACAUAAUAAGUUAUAUAACUAACAAGGCAAUUUAUAGUUAAUGUAACGUUAAAUUAUUGUAAAUAAUUUGUGUUUGGAAAUCAUCGAGUCAGCUUUAACGAUGCCAUAUAAUAUCGAAAGCAGGUGUCGUUUUCUUUUCUGAGUUUUUAAUAAGACCUUGCAUAAUUUUAAUUUUUAAUUACGACGACUAACCGUUUUUAAGUUAACAAAAUCGAAAUCUCAGUCAAAUUAUCUAGCAAUAAAAGAAGAUUAACCUAAUUAAUCUAUUGUACCUACUUUUGAAUCUAGGUAUAAACGAAUAGUUUCAAGUAAAAUAUAUACUUAAUCAUUCUUAACGACAAACAAAUUCGAAGGAAGUGAAUCGAUCUGAUGCCUUAUGACUAAACAUUUUUUUAUUGCGUCAUAAUGCAGUAAGGUGCAUCAUAUUAUUCAGCGUGUGAAUAGUAGGAAUAAUCGUGCAAUGUACUGGAAGCUCCCACUGAUAAUAAGUAGUUACUAAGCAAGGUGGCUUAUAUACUUUUAUGCAACGUAUAAGUAUUAUAUUUUCGAUGACAAAGUAACGAUGUUAAAUAUUGAUUUAUCCUUACUGCAACGAAAAACUUUUUCAUCCUAAAAUCGUGCUUUUUUUUUAUCGUUAAGGUGACAUCCAUUUUAAAAGGAGCGUAUAUGUUGAAAACCUGACGAUCGAAUAUGAAGGAUGUGCGGGUAAUCCAGAUUAGGUGAUAUAAGAAUUGAAUUCAUAAAUACAGUACCUUCUCCCAUAUAAAUGUUUAAACUUUCCGGUACCUGAAUUUGAUUUUGGAUUACGUUUGAAUUAUCGUUCAUUGAAUUUUACCUAAUAUUACAAAUUUAGAAUCUUUUUACGUUACCAGCUAUCUAACCUCUUCUGAUCUCGCUUCGAUCUUAUCGAACUUGAUCCCAAGUACCGGAUGACCCGCACAUUCCUUCGGAAUAUAUUUAUAAGUGCAAUGCAUAAUGACUGAGAAUAAUAUCCAAAACGGAACAAAGGCUAUAAAGUAUGAAUUUUAUUUUCCUUCUUUUUCAAAAAUGAUUUUUAAGUUCGUAUUAACAUUUGUCUAACAGCUUCAAGACACGUUGUGCGAUACUAUGACGUUUUUAAUACUUUUAUAUUAACAAAUGCAGGAAAUCGUACGUUGUUUUGAAAUUACAGAAAAAGACAUACCUAAUAGUUAAUCGGUUGUAUUCACUUUUUUAUAGAUAUAAGAUUAGGAGGAAACAAAUGAAAUUACGCUAAAGAUGGAAACAUGAUAACAAGUUUUAUAUGUUGUAAUGUAUAGAAUAUAUACAUUUUCCAUGUACAUUUAUAUAAAUUUGCUAAUUAUACUAGAACAAAAAAGAAACGAGUUGGUAGAACAAAAUAACUGUCUCAGGAUUCUAUGCCAGUAGUUAAAGUAUAAAAUAACAUUUAACGGUUAAGAAUCCCGAGGUGCUUGAUAAUUAUAACAAGAAAAUUAUGAAGAUCGAGAACAUCUUCUUUAUCUUCGAGACCUUAAAAUAUGUCAUAUGGUAAAACAAGAAGCCAAUAACUACGAUAUCGACCCAACUUUUCUGUACACGAAAAACGAACUGCAUGUAAAGAAUCAUUUUGAAUAUAAUAUUGCAUUUAAACUUUCAUAUAUUUAUAAUGAAUUUUAACGGGAGGAAAAAAAGUUUAAAAAAAUCUCAAGAAGUUUAUGGAAUAUUGUUACGGUGAAAUAUCUAUACGCUACAUUCCGUACAAUUCUUUUUUAUUUUCAUAAAAACGAUCUAAAUUCCAAUUCUUUGAAACAUCAUCGUUGAUAGACAUCAAGGUUAAUAAUACAACUAUAACGUGCGUAUAAUACCAAAAAAUUUCAGAAUUGAAAUAUCUCCAUCACAUUUGUGUAACAAUAACGACCUGAACAUAUAUUAUAAAUAAAAUAUAUAUCGACUACAAUAGGUUUGACAUUCUUAUAUUAAAAAAAAAUAUAGAAGAAACCGUUAAUAGAAGAAAAGUGUUAAUGUUAUCGAACGAAGAAUGUAUUAGCACAGGUAUUGGUGUCCGUACCGGAAUAAAAUAAAGUUUAAAAACGAGUUCUAGAAUUAUUCUAGACAUGUAAUCAAGAUAUGUUUAUAAAUUAUAUAAUAAUGUACGUAUUAUUGUACUUACCAACGGAAUUCAAUCAUUUGUCUUAUCUUUUGCCAUUGUUACUUAAGGGUUCUAAAAUCAAAGGCACAUCUGUUUGUCUUCUGUUGCAGUGUAAUCGAAUCGAAUUUCUACAGGGUGUUGCAAAAAUAGUGUACACGAAAUGUAUUAAUUUACCCGAGUUCCGACACAAUAAUUCGAAAUAUUUUAACGUGUUUUCACUUUUAAUUUUGGUCCUAACAAUUAUAGGACCGGUACGCGUAAAAGAUCGCGCCAAUUCUUACUGCGUAAUUUGCAAACUAAAGCGCGCCAAAAUUCAAAUUUCAAUUGUUAGUACAUCAUUUUUGAGACACCUUGUAAAUCGAUAGACAUACGAAGAAAUAGUCAUUUUGUAUAGCAUUGAUUUUAUAUUCUGUAAAUAAUUCAAUUUCUAAAUAAGCUCGCAGUUUUGAUUUGAUUUUAGACCCUUUAAAUCUCUUUCCUUUAUUCAUUUUGUUUCCUUUCUUUUGGUGUGCACAUACGACGGUGAAAGAUAAAAUAUGUAUUCUGAUAACAUGUAAAAACUACGCUAUAAUUAUAUUUUCAUUUUACAUAUAAUCAAAAUGUACGACCGGCAUUCUGCACCAGAAUAGAAAAAUAUGUAUGCAUAUAUAUAGAUUGUACGAUUCGAUAGUUUACUUUUUUUACGAAUUGUUAGAGUACUUUCUGUAAUGAUUAAUAAUGAUUUAUGUAUCCCAUUGGUUCAAUACCAGUGCAUGUAAUGACCUGACUAUUAAUCCUCUUUCUUUUUUAGCAAUUUAGUUUAGUGUAUUCUAUAUUAUGAACUUAUUUAUAUAACUAAUAUGUGCAUUAUUUACAAUAUUUAUUAAAAGCAACUGCAAGCAACUUAUUUGUAUUUUGAAUAACGAACGUAAUGUAUUUUUGUUGUAAAUUAUAGAAAACACGUGGUAUUAUGGAGAAAGAAAAACCAAAUUUUUAUGUUUAUAAGAUUUCCUCGUAAAUAUCUUUUCUGUACAUUUUAUAGUAUUUAUAAUCUUCGUUUUAUACUUUGUUUGGCAAAAACGUCCGUGAAAGAAGGAAGAAUGUAUGCUUUUUUUUAAAUUCAUUGUCACUUGAAUUAUUAAAAAAAAUAAUUUAUUUUCUCGAGUAAAGGAAGUGUAUUAAUAAAUUGAAAGGCUUGUACGUACAUUUCUUGAUUUUAUAUGUAAGUAUAACAUGCUUAUUAAUUACAAGUAUUUUGUACUAAUGAUUAAAGUUUGAAUAAAUUAUGUUAAACAAUUUAAAUGAACAAAAUUGAAUAUCUGAUACAAUAUUUCAUAUGUAUAGAAUAUAUUUAGUUUUAGAUCUGAUUACAAUAAAACCAGGGAAUACUUAAUUGAUCGUUUAUUGUUUAAAAUAAAACAGGAAGAAGAUAAAAACCUUAGCGAAAAUGAAAAAUUAAAUACCAU